Messenger RNA from Polyodon spathula (Mississippi paddlefish), 8038 nucleotides. RefSeq names its product pecanex-like protein 1. Gene Ontology annotation, cellular component: membrane. Bases 180 to 7193 code for a protein of 2337 amino acids. The transcript is spliced from 36 exons. The record is from RefSeq and is a predicted model, not a curated record. NCBI's taxonomy places the organism in Eukaryota, Metazoa, Chordata, Actinopteri, Acipenseriformes, Polyodontidae.
CCGAGAGCAGUCCUCCGGGUUCUCGGAGAUAAGAUGGCUGUGGCUGGCGUUUCCAGGCCAGUCUGUCACAACAGAGCUCGGUUCUUGUUGUAUCGAGAGGGGUAACAUUCCCUUCUCGACCCGGGAUUUUUAAUUUUAAAUUUUAUUUCGUUAUUAUAAGGAUUUAAGGGAGACAAGACAUGGGGUGUCAGACUUUACAGAUCCUGAGACAGGGCGUGUGGGCUUCAGUUACGGGCGGCUGGUAUUAUGACCCGCAUCAAAAUACAUUUGUCAAUGCCUUGCACCUGUACAUCUGGGUGUUCCUCCUUUGUUUUCCGUUUACGCUGUACAUGGCCCUGCCGUCCUCCAUGUUGAUCGUUGGGAUCUAUUGCAGCGUGAUCGCCGCUGUCUUCCUACUACUCAAGGUGGUGAAUUACCGUCUGCACCGGGCACUGGACGAGGGAGAGGUGGUGGAGCGCAGCGCCAGCCAGCUGACCAACCGUGGGGCCAAGCUGGAAGGGGGCAAUGACAGAAACGCUACCUGCCGUGAGGACAGCAACGGCCCUGGCGAUCCCGGAGGGGGGAUCGAAAUGACUGAUUUCAUCAGGGAAGUCACUCCUCCAGUGGAAUGCAGCUCAAGGAAUUCAUUUGCAGGCAUGGACUCCAUCAACCAGAUUGCAUCUUUGGAAGGUGAAGUCACCACCACAGCCAAAGGAGGGUCAGAGAUGGGAAAGAUCUCAGAUGACAUUAGCUUGAGCCUGGCUCAGAGCUGCAGCCUCUGCAAGGACGGGAGUCAGGAGCAAGAUCUGACAUCGGACCCAAAGAUGUACUGUCUGGUCUCCAAUGACUCGUUCGCCUCGAUGCAGCCGUCCACCUCUCUGGGACCCCCUGAGCUGUCCCGAGACCCUGUGGAGCUGCCCUGCAUCCCCUCCUCACACCACGUGGACCAGUCUCUGUCUGCAGCCUGUGACACCCAGACGGCCUCCCUCAUCCCACUGCACUCCCAGUCCUACCGCAAGGACCCUCGUCCCCGAGGAGUCCCUCGCACAUCUAGCUCUGCCGGAUCUGCCUUCCCCGACCCCUCGCUACCGGACUUUGGCAUUUACCCCCAGCCCAGGAGGGGUGGGCUAGACCCUGUGUGUGAACUGGAGGCCUCCAAGCCCUCUAACUCGAGAGAAGUUGAGGAAGGGCUAUAUCAGCUGGAGCCCACUGCCUCUACCUCUACCUCGAGGGGGCUGGAAAUGGGAGACUGCUGCAGGCACUAUCAACUGGAGGACAGGACACUUGCCAUCACCAUUUCCCGUGAGGCUGGCAAGGAGAGUUCUGGGCUCUAUCUGGCCGGGCACGACUCCCGGAAAGAUCUGAAAGGGGAUUGCAGCGCGGAUAGCCUGCGGAGUCUUAGCACGAGAAGCAGCGGCUCGACGGAGAGCUACUGUAGCGGCACCGACCGCGACACAAACAGCACGGUCAGCAGCUUCCGCAGCGAGCAGACUAGCUCAACACACGUGGAGAGCCUGCUCUCGCUGUCCGGGGAUGAGAAGAGCAAGGAGCAGCCAGGGGACUCCAGCUUCUCGGCCAACACCGAGAGCAGGACACGAGGGGAAGGUAGCUCGCCCGGCUGCCAGAGUCGCAGCAGCAGCUCCCGAGGGCUAGGCGCCCUGGCAGGGGAGGCUAACAAGAACCCGCACGCCAACGAGCUGACGGCCAAGCAGCAGCCGGCUCCCAGUCCUGCGGAACCAGGUGACCCCGGCACAGAGGAACCACGUGCCAGGGCCAGGAAAGAGAAAGCUAGCGUGAAGGAAAGGGAAAAAGAUGAUGUGAGGCCUAAGUCUGCCAACUUGAUCCACCGGGUGUCUUCCUCGAGGCACAAGGCUGGUGGCGGCAAUGGUCGGAGGCGCACAGGGAAGAAGCGGGCGAGCAGCUUCGACGCCAGCCGGCAUCGAGAUUACAUCUCGCUACGGGGCAUGGCCAAGCCGCGCAGUGCUGUGUUUGCCACAGAGGAGGACUCCAGCGACCAAAGUGACUUGAGUCGUACCUCCAGCCUGCAUUCGGCCCACCGCUUCAGUACAGACAGCUCUUCCAGCACCACCUCUCACUCCUGCCAGUCCCCAGAGGGACGAUACCGUGUCCUGAAGGCCAAGUAUGGGGGCAGUGCACGGGAGAGGGGCCGUGACUCUGAGGCAGGGCGGAGGGGAGCGGCCUCCUCCUCCAAGGGCCAGUCCUGCUCGGAGGGGGGCGCAGGAGGGCGCAGGCAUUCCUCUCGCCGCACCCCCAGCACAGGCAGCGCAAAGACUCACACCCGUGUGCUGAGCCUGGACAGUGGCACCGCCGCCUGCCUUAACGACCCCAACCGACUAGGGGCUCCGGCCAGCGCCCGUCCACUCACCACCUCCAAAUCGGACCUGGAGGCCAAAGAGGGGGAGGUUCUGGACGAGCUAUCCCUGCUGGGCCGGGCCUCACAGCUCGAGUCAGUGACACGGUCCCGAAACAGCCUGCCCAGCCAUGUGGCGUUCCCAGAGAGCGAGAAGACUGAGGUCACUGGCGGAGCCGCCCGGUCGAGCGAGGAGGCAGUAACGUUUCGCCGUGAGCGCAGCACGUUCAGGCGGCAGGCUGUCCGGCGCCGGCACAACGCCGGGAGUAACCCCACCCCCCCGGCCUCCCUCAUCGGAUCUCCACUCAGCCUUCAGGAAGCUGCACAGGGUCCCCAGCUCUCCACCUCCCAGCUCAAACUGCAGUCCCACCCCCCCUCACAGUCAGCUGUGCUCAGCGAGAGCUCCUCCCUGCUGGCCAGGAACGGAAGUGUCCACCAGGAGGGCUUUCCAGACAACGUGUCUGCCAUUGGCGGAGCCAGUUUGCACGAUGAGUUCGGUACGCAGCAGCAACAAUGGCGGUGGCAAAACAUUUUUUGGAAGUUCACACCUCCUCUCUAUGAGACAGGGGGCUGUGACAUGUCUCUGGUGAACUUUGAACCUACCAGGAGACGCACAUCAAACAACAUCUGGGACACAGACUCCCAUCUCUCCAGUUCUACCUCAGUUCGAUUUUACCCACAUGACCUGCUCUCUCUUCCUCAGAUCCGUCUGAACCAGUUACUUACCAUCGACCAUGACCUCCUGGAGCAGCAGGACACUGACCUCAGCCCCGACCUGCAGGACCCCAUGCAGCGCCCAGAGGAGGUCGUCCACAAGGCCAAGCACUAUUACCGCUUCUGGUUGAUGCCUUACGUGUGGAUCGGGGUGAACUUCGACCGGCUCACCCUGAUCGCCCUGUUCGACAGAAACAGGGAGGUGUUGGAGAAUGUGCUGGCUGUGGUGCUGGCUGUGCUGGUAGCCUUCCUAGGCUCUGUGCUUCUCAUCGCUGGCUUCUUCACAGACAUCUGGGUCUUUCAGUUCUGCCUGGUCAUCGCCAGCUGCCAGUACUCCCUGCUCAAGAGUGUGCAGCCUGAUUCGUCAUCUCCAAGACAUGGCCACAACCGUGUCAUUGCCUACAGCCGGCCCGUGUAUUUCUGUAUGUGCUGCGGGCUGAUCUGGCUGCUGGACUAUGGCAGUGUGAGGCCUAGCACUCCCCGCUUCACACUGUACGGAGUGGCCUUCACCAGCACACUGCUCCUGACUUCAGCCAGGGACCUCAUCAUAGUGUUUACACUCUGCUUUCCCAUUGUGUUCUUCAUUGGUCUGCUUCCUCAAGUCAACACCUUUGUGAUGUAUUUCUUUGAGCAGAUCGACAUUCACAUCUUUGGUGGGAACGCCUCAACCAGCCUUCUGUCAGCCCUGUACAGUUUUGUUCGCAGCAUCAUAGUGGUGGCCCUGCUAUACGGUCUGUGCUAUGGUGCUUUGAAGGAAUCGUGGGAUGCCCAGCACAUUCCGGUCCUCUUCUCUGUGUUCUGUGGUCUCCUAGUGGCUGUGUCCUAUCACCUAAGCAGGCAGAGCAGCGACCCCUCUGUUCUCAUCUCAUUGGUGCAAUUGAAGGUAUUUCCCAACCUGAAGGAUAAAAAUCCAGAGGAUCCACUCUCUGAAGUGAAGGAUCCAUUACCGGAGAAACUGAGGAACUCUGUGAGUGAACGCCUUCAGUCUGAUUUCAUCAUCUGCAUUGUGAUUGCUGUUUUAUACUUCGCAAUCCAUGUCAGCACAGUGUUCAUUGCAUUGCAGCCUUACUUGAGCUACGUGUUGUAUGCGUUGGUGGGUGUUGUUGGUUUGGGAACGCAUUACCUGCUGCCUCAGCUCCGCAAGCAGCUGCCUUGGUACUGUUUUUCCCACCCACUGCUCAAAACCAAGGAGUACUACCAGUUUGAGGUCCGAGAUGCUGCGCAGGUGAAGUGGUUUGAGAAGAUCCACGUGUGGAUGCUGUUCAUGGAGAAGAAUGUGCUGUACCCCCUCAUUGUCCUCAAUGAGCUGAGUGGCAGCGCCCCAGUCAUCGCUAGCUCUAAGAAACUCGACAAGGAGAUGGGUGCUUUGAUGAUCACCAUCGCUGGUUUAAAGCUCCUGCGCUCCUCGUUCAGCAGUCCCACCUACCAGUACGUGACGGUCCUGUUCACGGUGCUCUUCUUCACCUUCGACUACCAGCCCCUCUCUCAGACUCUGCUGCUGGACCUCUUCCUCAUGUCGAUUGUCUUCAGCAAGCUAUGGGAGCUGUUCUACAAGCUGCGCUUUGUGUACACCUACAUUGCACCCUGGCAGAUCACCUGGGGAUCCGCCUUCCACGCCUUCGCCCAGCCCUUCGCUGUGCCUCACUCAGCGAUGCUGUUUGUUCAGGCUGUGGUCUCUGCUAUCUUCUCCACUCCCCUCAACCCUUUCCUGGGCAGCGCUAUAUUCAUCACCUCCUACGUGCGGCCUGUCAAGUUCUGGGAGAGGGACUACAACACAAAGCGGGUCGAUAACUCUAACACCAGACUGGCAUCUCAGCUUGACAGGAACCCAGGUUCUGAUGACAAUAACCUGAACUCGAUCUUCUAUGAGCACCUGACCCGCUCCCUGCAGCACAGCCUGUGUGGGGACCUGCUGCUGGGGCGCUGGGGUAACUACAGCACGGGAGACUGCUUCAUCCUGGCAUCAGACUACCUCAAUGCACUGGUGCACCUCAUCGAGAUCGGAAAUGGACUGGUCACCUUCCAGCUGAGGGGCCUGGAGUUCAGGGGUACGUACUGCCAGCAGCGCGAGGUGGAGGCGAUCACAGAGGGGGUGGAGGAGGACGAGGGGUUCUGCUGCUGUGAGCCAGGUCACCUCCCUCACGUGCUGUCCUUCAAUGCAGCCUUCGGGCAGCGCUGGCUGGCCUGGGAGGUCCUAGUCACCAAGUACGUGCUGGAGGGGUACAGCAUCACCGACAACAGCGCCGCCUCCAUGCUGCAGGUGUUUGACCUGCGCCGUAUCCUCACCACAUACUACGUCAAGGGGAUCAUCUACUACGUUACGGCCUCCACAAAGCUGGAGGAGUGGCUGUCCAGCGAGAGCGUGCAGGAGGGACUGCGCUGCUGCCGGGACCGGGGCUAUGUGGACGUGGACCCCACCUUCAACCCCAACAUCGACGAGGACUACGACCACAGGCUCGCCGGCAUCUCCAGGGAAAGCUUCUGCGGGAUCUACCUGGGCUGGAUCCAGUACUGUGCCUCCCGCCGGGUGAAGCCUCUGAACUCGGACAAGGACUCUGCUGUGGUGACUCUGUGCUACGGGCUGUGUGUCCUGGGGAGAAGAGCUCUGGGGACCGCCUCUCACCACAUGUCCAGCAGUAAUCUUGAGUCAUUCCUGUACGGCCUGCACGCUCUCUUCAAGGGAGAUUUCCGCAUCUCCUCGGUCAGGGACGAGUGGAUAUUCGCAGACAUGGAGCUCCUCAAGAAAGUGGUGGUUCCAGGGAUACGUAUGUCUCUCAAACUGCACCAGGAUCACUUCACCUCCCCGGAUGAGUACGAGGAGCCGGCUGUGCUGUUUGAAGCGAUCUCGACUCACGAGCAGACCCUGGUGAUCGCGCACGAGGGGGACCCAGCCUGGCGCAGUGCGGUGCUCUCUAAUGCCCCCUCCCUGCUGGCACUCCGCCACGUCAUGGAUGAGGGCACCAACGAGUACAAGAUCAUCAUGCUGAACCGCCGCUACCUCAGCUUUCGUGUUAUCAAGGUCAAUAAGGAGUGCGUGCGCGGGCUAUGGGCCGGGCAGCAGCAGGAGCUGGUUUUCCUGCGGAACCGCAACCCCGAGCGUGGCAGCAUCCAGAACGCUAAGCAAGCUCUGCGCAACAUGAUCAACUCGUCCUGCGACCAGCCCAUCGGGUACCCCAUCUACGUGUCCCCCCUCACCACGUCCUACUGCAACUCCCACAGCCAGCUGCGGGACAUCAUGGGGGGGGCCAUCAGCAUCGGAAACAUCCGCAACUUCAUCGUCAACACCUGGCACAGGUUGCGGAAAGGCUGUGGAGCCGGGUGCAACAGCGGCGGGAACAUCGAGGAGUCUGACGCUGGAGGAGGGGUCUUGUGUGGUAACAGCAAUGGGGUGGGGGUGGAGUUACAGCAGAGUGGCAUCUCACAGGGAGGGACAGCUGGACUGGCACCCCCUGUCUCCUACCAGCCCCACGCCAUGGGCACCAGUCACAGCUCCCAGUCGGUGCAGUCAGGCCUGGUGCGUCACUCCCCAGCCCGGGCCUCGGUAGCCAGCCAGUCCUCGUACCGCUACAGCAGCAGCCGUCACUCCUCCCUGCGCACCUCUGCCACAGGACUGGAGCCCUGCCGCCGCUCCUCCACCAGCCAGCUCUCCCUGCGCACCCUGCCCACCUCCCUACAGCUGCGCCUGUCCGUCGCAACCGCCAGCAGUGACCCGGCUGGGCCCUCCGCCAGCCUGUCCAGCCACAGCAUCCCCCCCUGCAAGAGGCACGCGCUGGCAGGGCUACUGGGGAGCGAGGGGCUGGGUGGCCCUGAGACACACCGCAGAGAUGACAUCGUCUACAGGGUGCAGGUCAUUGACUCAAGCCAGGUGCUAGAGACCAUUAACCUGUCGAAGCGCAAGGAGCUACAGUGGCCAGACGAGGUGAUGAGGCUGAGAGCUGGUAGGAGCUGCUGGAGGGAGUGGAGCCCGCAGGAGGGCAUGGAGGGACACGUGAUUCACCGCUGGGUGCCUUGCAGUAGAGAUCCAGGGAGCCGAUCCCACAUUGAUAAAACCAUCCUGCUGGUGCAGAUAGAGGACAAGCUCGUACCCAUCAUUGAGACCGGGGUCAUGGAGCUGGGGGCUGAAGUGUGAGCUGCCCCAGAGAAAUGGGGGAACAAAGGACCAGAACACUCACACAGCGCCCCCCGGGACGGAGUCGUCCUACAGGGGGAUGAUGAGGACACGACAGCAUGCUCUCAAGCCCCUUCACAAGAUUGUAGGAGAGCACUGCAAGGGGAGAUGGAGUUCUCCCUCUAUGUAACACAAUAUGCUGCAUGAGGUUACACUCCUGUUAACACACAUUCAUUAUAAGUUGAAUAUUUCUAUGCAUCUCAUAACCGUGUGACAGUCAGACACCUUUAUUACAAUCCAGUCAAGAAAAACACACACAAGAAAACGACUUGCCAAAAAAGAGAAGAAAAGAUUUUCAUGGUUUCAUAUGAUGCAUGUUUAAACUGUUUGUUUAUGCCAAGACCGUAUAGCAUUGGCUAGGUGUAGUUAAACAGGAGAUUUUUUUUUUCUUUUUGUCAUGGAUAUAUACUUUAUCGCUCUUGUUGUCAUUCCUAUUUAAUUUUAGAGUGUUUAAAGAAACCUGCACUCUCUCUCUCUGUCUGUCAGUCAUAUAUGUAUAUGUGUGUGUGUGUGUGUGUGUGAGCAUUUUUUGUGGUUUUUACAGCAAUGCACUACAGUUCUGAGUAAUCCUCAGACAAAGAUUAUUUAUUGUUAAAGCGAAUUUGCCAUUAUUUUACAGAUGCCUUCGGAAUGAAAUACAUGCAAUUAGCAUACCAUUCUGCCAUCUAUAGUACUCUCCUUUUGUGUUAUUUAUUGCUCUGUAUUUUAGAUUUCUUUAACUUGAUCAACUGUUUCGUUUUAUAUAUAUAUAUAUAUAUAUAUAUAUAUACACACACACACACACACACACACACACACACACAGUG